Messenger RNA from Ambispora gerdemannii, 1722 nucleotides. NCBI's taxonomy places the organism in Eukaryota, Fungi, Glomeromycota, Glomeromycetes, Archaeosporales, Ambisporaceae. The record is from the annotation of a GenBank genome assembly.
AUGACACAACCAUUAGAAGUAACAGAGUAUGACGUUAUCGUACUAGGAACGGGCUUUACAGAGUCACUACUUGCCGGGGCGUUGGCGCGUACUGGCAAGUCUGUCUUGCAUUUGGACGCCAACAGCCACUAUGGUGGAGGUUGGAGUGCACUCAAUUUCCGAGACCUUUUUGACUGGAUACAGAAUACGCAAGGUCCUGUCGCUGAUACAUUUGGGAGUAAUCAAGAAAGUAUUGAAGGGAGGCAAGCAUUAGCAAUAAAUGUAUCUCAAGCUCUUAAACAGGUCUAUCCAACGAUUGAGUACGAAAUCUUUCCUCUGAAUCAAGAAAAAGAUCAAAGUGCUUUAAUAAAUCCAACGGAAGAAAGUAUUCAAGAUGAAGAUCAGAAUACCCCGUCAGAUUUCAAUGCUCUAGCAAAAUAUUUACUCUCGUCCGACGAAUAUGAUCAUAAUGAAUCGAUUGGCAAACUAAUCAGCGAGCAAUUCAGAUCCAAAUUGUUAAUCAGAACUCGAGAAAACGAGGAUGCAAUCGCGAUGGAAUCAGCUCGACUUGUCCAAUUACUUCAAAUACACAAAGGAAGCAACAAUAUAACGGAGGACGCCAUUCGACACGUGUCCACCUGUCUAUCGAAUUUAGAGCAAAUUGAAACGCUCGCGGUUCUUUUGGGAGAAUCAAAGCGUUAUAAUUUGGAAUUGGCACCGAAAUUAAUGCCUUGUCGUGGUGAACUUGUCGAGUUGUUGAUUAGUUCGGGUGUUGGUAAAUAUUUGGACUUUAAGGCGGUUGAACAAACUUUUAUUUAUUUAGGAGCAGAUGAAUUUGAAAAGGUUCCGUGCUCUAAAGAAGACGUUUUUACUAGUCAAACGGUGUCUUUGGUUGAUAAGCGUAAAUUGAUGAAAUUUUUAACGUUUGCUUUAGAUUAUACAAACUCACCUGAAACUUAUGCGGGUUACGAGGAUAAAUCAUUCAAGGACUUCCUUAAAGAAAAGUUUCGGAUCGAGGGAAAAUUACUUGCAGUAAUAUUAUAUGCGAUAGCACUGAUAAAUUCACCGGGCGAAGAUGUGUAUACCAUGCAAGGUCUCAAAAAGACACAAGAAUAUCUUCGGUCGUUGGGUCGCUAUGGAAAUAAUGCAUUCUUGGUUGCUCUGUAUGGAGGUGGUAGUGAAAUUGCGCAAGGAUUUUGUCGUGUAUGCGCGGUGUACGGCGGAAUAUAUAUGCUAUCACAUUCCACAAAUCACUUACUAAUCGAAGAAAAUUCAAACAAGUUUAUUGGACUGAUGGACGCAAACGAGCAACAGCUUUCGUCUACGUAUCUAGUAUCUUCUAUCGAUUACUUACCUAGUCAUUACCUGGAAAGAGAAGAAUUGUGGGAAAAAACAUCACGUGCAAUAAUCAUAAUUGAUCAACCCAUUCACAAAGAUAGUGAUGCCACGAUAACUAUAUACCCGCCAGGGACCGUUAACAAUCCAUAUUCGAUUUAUGUUAUUCAAUUGACACAUGACACACAGACAUGUCCCGAGGAUCGUAGUGUUUUAUACAUGUUUACAAAAUCAAGUGAAAAAAAGAGUCCUAAAGAGGAUUUAUAUAAAGCUUUUGAAACAUUAGCUAAUAUUUCAAGAAAGCCUCAAAUUGCUCGACUACUGUUUGAGAAAAUGUAUCCGGGCGAGGAGUUCUUACCUCCUGGUCCUGAACUUGAUGAUGAAGGUGAAGAUUUCGAGGUUAAUUGA